AUGACGAAAAUGGCGGACAGCGCAUCAUCGGUCGAAAUUGUGGAGGGCUGUCGCCUCCCCGUUCUUCGCAAAAACCAAGAACACGAGGACGAAUGGCCUUUGGCUGAAAUUCUCAGUGUAAAGGAAGUGUCUUCGAGAAAGCUCUUCUAUGUUCACUAUAUUGACUUCAACAAGCGGCUGGAUGAGUGGGUCACAGCGGACAGGCUGGACAUGAAAAAGCUUCAGUUCCCUAAGAAAGAAGCUAAAACACCCACCAAGAAUGGUCUUCCAGGCUCCCGUCCCAGUUCUCCAGAGAGAGAAGUGAGGAAGAGUCUUGAUCUCAACGUACAAUCUGCCACAGCUCCCUCCAGAGGCAAAACCCUCCCCACACCGCUAUCAGGUCAUGCUGAACUGCAUGGAAAUCCCGAAAUAAACAACCAAGAUACUAAAAAGGAAGAGGAUCCAGUCGUGCAGAUCACAUCCAAAUGUAUGACAGGUGUAUGCACUGGUCUUGUAAAGCCACAUUUCCUCUUCAAAUCUCUCAAGAAGAGGAAAGUAGAGCCCGUCCCCUUGGCGACUCAGGUACCCCCGGCGCCCCCCGUGCCCUCCCUGCCAAGCUCAGCUGAAGCCUCUCAGGCGUCUGUUUUCCCUGCUGUCAGAGAGACCAACAACACCUUUAAAUCCCGCGAAGACCACGAGCAGCUCUCCUCCCUCACAACAAACGGCACUGCACGACGGCUCGUCCCCUCUCAGCCCGGGAGGAAGAGGAAAGCUAAUUGUGGGGCCACAGAUGAGAUGAUAAAGGUUUUGCAGUAUAACAAGCCUCAAAGUGCCAGUGUCUUUCUACCACCACCAGAGGAUUCCCAGGACAGUUCGGAUGGCAUCCCGUCUGCACCCCGCAUGACAGGCAGCCUGGUGUCCGACCGCAGCCAUGACGACAUUGUCACCCGAAUGAAAAACAUAGAGUGUAUAGAGCUAGGACGUCACAGAUUGAAGCCCUGGUACUUCUCGCCGUACCCACAGGAACUCACCACACUGCCAAUUCUCUACCUCUGCGAAUUCUGCCUCAAGUACCUCAAAAGUCUCAAGUGUCUACAGAGGCAUUUGACGAAAUGUAAUCUGAGACAUCCUCCAGGCAACGAGAUCUACCGCAAAGGAACAAUCUCGUUCUUUGAGAUUGACGGCAGGAAAAACAAAACUUAUUCCCAGAACCUGUGUUUACUUGCAAAGUGUUUCCUGGACCACAAAACCUUGUAUUACGACACAGACCCUUUCCUCUUCUACGUAAUGACCGAGUAUGACUCCAAAGGCUUCCACAUAGUGGGCUACUUCUCUAAGGAAAAAGAGUCGACUGAAGAUUAUAACGUAGCCUGCAUCCUGACUUUGCCUCCAUACCAGCGGAGAGGAUACGGCAAACUGCUCAUUGAGUUCAGUUACGAGCUGUCCAAAGUCGAAGGGAAGACAGGCACACCUGAGAAGCCACUUUCUGACCUUGGUCUUUUGUCCUAUCGCUCCUACUGGUCCCAGACCAUCUUGGAAAUUCUUAUGGACCUUAAACCUGACAAUGGAGAGAGGCCGCAGAUCACCAUCAAUGAGAUCAGUGAGAUCACAAGUGUAAAGAAAGAAGACGUCAUUUCAACACUUCAGUACCUCAACCUCAUCAACUAUUACAAGGGUCAGUACAUCUUGACUCUUUCAGAGGACAUUGUUGACGGGCAUGAAAGAGCGAUGCAGAAGAGACACUUGCGCAUAGAUCCAAAAUGCCUUCACUUCACGCCUAAGGACUGGAGCAAGAGGGGCAAGUGGUAGAACCCCGCAGCCUGGUUCACUGAACGCUCUCCCCAAUGAACCUGAAGAAAACUGUUGAUCAGAUCAAGGUGUUCGGAUACAGAAACCUUUUUGAACCCAGGACGUCUCUUCAGAUAAAACACAGUGAACAUAAAUUGUCACUUGAGAUGCAUACGAUUUUAUUGUGAAUAUUCAUUAUAUUAUUGUGAAUUUAAACAACGAUCAAACUUGGGGACACACGAGUGAGUGGUUUACAGUGACGCUGGCAAAAAAUACAACACACCCUCUGCUGUGUAAAGAUCCUGUUAAUAACCGAAACAGUGUGUUUAAAAGUGGGACAUUGUGUUUGUUUAAUAGUGUAAAUGAAAGCCUUAAUUGGCAGACAUACUGGCCACCUCAUGGAGGUGAAUGAUAAGGUUAUUGAUGAUAAUUCCAGGUUUUUACAGUGACUUGCUUCAUCUGUUGACGAGUCCACAUAAUGUUAAACCCCAAGUGGAUUUCUUUUCCUUAAAUGCAGCAGUGAAAUAUUUUUAAUUUAUUUUUGGCCAACAUAAACAUAAGUGUGUUUUUUGUCUACAUUCUUUGAAUCUGCCACAUAAAGAAGUAGAGCUAAAAUGUUGUCAUCAACCUUAAUAUUUAUGUAUCCCCAAGUUUUGUUUAUCAAUGUAGUUCAACAAAAUUCCUUGUUUGACUCCAGAAACGUCACUUAAACUCCUCAUACUAGUGAUAUAAAGGAAACUUUAGUUGAUGGAAAUGGACUAGACUCAUUAAACACACUACUAAUACUGAGCAGCACUCCAAAAUUGUAUUAGCACUUUUACCUUGAAUAGUAAUUUUAUACAAAGGGCGUAGGCUUCAAAACAUCUUUCAAAUGCCUCUGACGUUUUUAUUAAACAUAAUGUGCAUACAGGGAAAAAGUACAAGGAAUCACGGUUCAGAUCUGUUUCAGGAGUAACAUACAGACGGGUGACAAAUUAAAAAGAAACAUAGUGUCUUAGUGCUGCCAGCUUAUCACUGGAGGGAUGGACACCAUUCUUCCAAAGGACAUUCCCUCAUUUGGUGUUUUAAUGAUGGUGGUGGAGAUCACUGUCAACAUGUCGGUCCAAAAUCUUCCAUAGCUGUUGCAUUGUGUUGAGAUCUGGUGACUGUGAAGGCUCUAGCAUAUGAUUCACAUCAUUUUUGUACUCAUCAAAUCACUCAGUGACCCCUUGUGCUCCAUGGAUGGGGGUACUCUCAUCCUGAAAGAGACCACUCCCAUCCGGAUAGAAAUGUUUCAUCAUAGGAUAAAAGGUGAUUACUCAGAACAACUUUGUAUUGAUUAGCAGUGACACUUCCCUCUAAGAGGACAUGCAGGCGAAAUGUCGCUUAGGGGUCACGCAUUCAGACCUGUACUGGUUUUUCCUUUAAUUUGUCACUCAUCUGUAUCUGCUCAUUUAAAUUCUCAUCUCAACACACAGAUGGUAAUUUUCAUUCUCUUUGAGUGCCUGAAUCUUUGCCCUCUCCUCUUGAGUGUCUCCACUAACAGGGAGAGCAGAACUGUACUCAUAAUUCCCCGCUGUAGGCUUUCUGUUGUUUUCAGUGUCAACUACAUAAUCCAGUAUGACUCACUUGUAAAAGUGGAUUCAAAUUAGCAGAACAGUUGAGAUUUGUACCAAAAUACACAACUGGACAUCUAGACCUGUAGUUAAAAUGUUGCUUUUCAGAGCCAACAUAGUCAAGUCAUCUUUUACAAUAGCAGUCCCUCUUUGUGUGUCCUCAUAUUUAAAUAGUAAUAAAUGGUAUUUAUGCUUGAUCAUGCUGGUAAAUGUUUCUUUUUCCCCAGAUAAUGUCCUGUCAGGAUCAUCUGCACACAUUGUGCACUGAGACAAAUCAACUCCUCUGGUUAAACAUAUGUUCCCUGUAACUGUACAUACUGAACCUGAUUGUAAAAAAAAUGCUUUGAAGACAGAAGCCAUGUUGAACUCUUAGAAUAAUGUAAAUUUUGUGUACAGCUGUCUUUAGUUCAUUUUUUUCAUAAUGUAAACUAACUGCACAAUAUUAAUAGAAAAGAAAAAAAGUGAUCUUUCAAUUUGUGUUUUAUGUUUACAUGUCGCAAAAGGCCGUUGAAUUUACUCUGUUGAAAUGAUUCCGUAUAUCUUUAAGUGAAACACAGUUGAGAGUAUGAUUUGAACGUUUGA
This is a messenger RNA of Scomber scombrus (Atlantic mackerel), 3944 nucleotides long. RefSeq names its product histone acetyltransferase KAT5. Lineage: Eukaryota; Metazoa; Chordata; Actinopteri; Scombriformes; Scombridae. Gene Ontology annotation, molecular function: histone acetyltransferase activity. Gene Ontology annotation, biological process: regulation of DNA-templated transcription. Bases 1 to 1788 code for a protein of 595 amino acids. The record is from RefSeq and is a predicted model, not a curated record. The transcript is spliced from 16 exons.